CUCUGCUGCUGACAUGGACUGCUGGACACUGUAUUCUCUCAGCUCCCCACUAACGGACGCGGAGGGAGGGCGAUACUCUUUCUGCAUGUAAUCUUUGUCGUUUUUUCCUCUUCUUUUUCUGUUCUUUUUCUUUGAUUUCUUCUACAAGUCGCACAGUUAGGGGAGGGGAUGGCUUGGCCGUGCAUCAGCAGAGUGUGCUGCCUGGCUCGUUUCUGGAACCAGUUCGACAAAUCGGACCUCUCCGUCCCGCUCACCAUCCAGAACUACUCGGACAUCCCGGAUCAUGAGGUGCGCUCCAUCACCAAACAGGUCUCCGCCUCGGAGCGCGCACCCGGGAAUAAGUACGCGACCCCGGACCCGCGUGGCCCCCCUCAUGCGCCCAGAGAUGGCCCGGGGACCCGAGGAUCCUUCACGGCACGGAAGGAGCAAAGUUACAAGCCCCGGGAGGAGUAUCACCCACCCGGAGUGCCUUUCAACAGUGUGACCCAGUACAAGCAGGAUUUCAAACCUUGGCCCAUUCCCAGGAAGGAGAAUUUCCCUUGGAUUAGUAACGGGGGCAGCAGGGCAGACAGUGCUCCGGACAGCCCGGAGAACGGGUACCACAGCCAGGCACACCCGGGGGAGGGCGAGGAGCGGGGCAGGGGGCAGAAGGGGGCAGACCCCCAGGGGGUGGAGGAGAGCAAAACCAGCUCCUACAGGCAAGAGUACAGGCAGUGGACCGGGGUGAGACCAGCCAAAAGUGCGAGGAAAAAUCCUUCAACUCAGUACUCCAGCCCGGGGACAGAGGCCACUAACGUCCCACGUGAGACUAGCUACCAGGCUGCCUACAGUGGGGACGUCCCGUCUAUAGGGCUGCAUCAUAAGGAGCAAAAUAUCACAUCUGCUGCCCCCAACGUGCACCCUGCUGGUGGCCCCCAGCACAUCCCCACUGCCCUGCCAGCUGGUGGUUCACCCGCCCCCUCCAGCCUCCACCCGAGCGAGGCAGAGGAUCAUCUGGUGAGGACCAAGUUCCCUCCAAACUCUUCAGCUCUCUUUCAAAGCGGGCCGAGGGUCUUCAACAUCUGACAGCUGCUCCGAUUUCCAACCGGUCCUCUUUGAUCGUUUUAAGAAAUCAAGGGGAAUGAUUUGAGUCCAUUCCACAACACAAGAAUCUAUGCAAGGGAAUGUAUAAUGUUGUGAAUCCUGUGGAGCUGCAGCGCCACGACCCGAGUGGAGACAGACAGACCCUUUUACACUCCUACUGUUGCUAUGAAAAAGAAUAUGCAUGUUAGAAAUCGUUUUUUGCGGUUAUAGAUGCACAAGAAACUGGCUGCUCUGUGUGUGUGUGUGUGUGUGUGUGCACCUGCUGAUUUGUCCUUUAGUUGUACAUAAUGUCGGGCCUGCUACGGUAACGAAUGACAUCACUAAGGUCACUAAGUGUGUAUGCUUACGAGUACUUUCUUGCCCUUUUGGUGUUCUGCUAGAAAACAAGUUAUUUAUUUCCCUAGUUAGUUUACUAUUUUGAGAAAGUAUUGUUCAGUCUAUUAUUUUGUAAAUCUAUUGUUAAAGAAAAAAAAAUGUAAGUGAAAUUACAAUAAAAUAAUAUAAGGUUAUUAGCACUUUCUAUGAGAUGUCACUCGGCUCUUUUUUAGGCCCAGUUUAAAUAAAUAGUAGGGGUCUCUGCUCUGUCUCUCUUUCAGGUGAGGGGGUCUUUGGCCUGAAAAACAUCAUGGACCCCUUAUUAAACGAAAAGUAUGAAUAGAGUUCUGAUUGCAGUUAACCACUGUUAUACCAAAGGUCAGGUAAUGUGGGAGUGAAAGGGUUUUCGUGUGUCAUACUUGAAUAAAAAAUGAAAUGUUCUGUAAAGUUUAAGGAAAAAGCAAUCUAUCCUGAUCCAAAGCAAACAAAAAUGUUCAACACGAGUCGAGUUUUUCCUUUUUUAUUACAAGAAUAUUGAUUAUAUUUUUGGUUUUGCACUGAAACAUGAAAAUACAACGUUUGGUAACCUUCUACACUAAUUUGGUUGCACAGGCAUCACAACCACUCAGGCCAAACACUUCCACUCAUCCAAUCAUCCUCACAUUAACAUAAUGCAAAGCUCCACAUCAAACAGAUUUACCAACACUACAUCAGCCCACAAAACACACACAGAGCACUCACCAUCAAAUUCAUUCACUUUUGUGAUGACUACAUCCACUAUACGCACAUAUUCAUACACACACUCACUACUGUUAGGGCAUUACUGUUCGCAGUUAUUGUUAUUGGAUAAAAAAAUAAAACAGGAUUUGAAAACAC
Messenger RNA from Trematomus bernacchii (emerald rockcod), 2274 nucleotides. It is a transcript of the gene map6d1, whose product is annotated as MAP6 domain containing 1. Gene Ontology annotation, molecular function: microtubule binding; calmodulin binding. Gene Ontology annotation, cellular component: Golgi-associated vesicle; cis-Golgi network; microtubule. Bases 169 to 1065 code for a protein of 298 amino acids. Gene Ontology annotation, biological process: cytoskeleton-dependent intracellular transport; regulation of microtubule cytoskeleton organization; microtubule cytoskeleton organization. NCBI's taxonomy places the organism in Eukaryota, Metazoa, Chordata, Actinopteri, Perciformes, Nototheniidae. The transcript is spliced from 3 exons. The record is from RefSeq and is a predicted model, not a curated record.